Molecule: messenger RNA, 2209 nt
Organism: Aspergillus nidulans FGSC A4
Lineage: Eukaryota; Fungi; Ascomycota; Eurotiomycetes; Eurotiales; Aspergillaceae
Product: Sec1 family protein
Exons: 7
Coding region: 146-2209 (687 amino acids)
Biological process (GO): vesicle-mediated transport
Cellular component (GO): prospore membrane
Source: RefSeq, a predicted model, not a curated record
CAACACUCUGUUCAGUAACUACCACGCACCCUCUGCGCCAGUGUAACUGCUUUCAUCACUCCACCUGAGAUUCUGCUGCCUCUUCUGUUCUGCUUGAAUCAAGGCGCUUCGAGGAAACCCUUCUGAGGGCUGCCGGCCGGCCACCAUGAGCUCACUACUUAACAUCCAACGGGAAAUCAUCCUGAACACUAUCCGCUCUGCCGGAGGCGACAAUUGGAAAGUCCUGGUGUUAGAUGAAGGCAGUCGCAGCCUGAUAGACAAUGUCGUCAAAGAAGAUGAUAUCCUUAACCUUAAUGUCACCCAUAUUGAACAGAUCGAGCACCGACGGAACACCAACCAGUCGAUGGAUGCCCUUUAUAUCCUCUCCGCCCUUCCGCACAUCGUAGAUUGCGUACUGGCUGAUCUGGAGAGGAAGAGAUACAGAAAGUCAUAUCUGGUGUGGACAUCAUUUCUUAAUCCGGGGCUGCGCGCUAGAUUUGAUCGGUCACAGAUGGUUCAGGAGCAAGUCGCGGCUUUCCAAACCAUCAGUAUCGACUACUAUCCGAGGGAAUCGCGCCUUGUCACGUUUCGAGACCCAUGGAGUUUUCCGGUUUUGUUCCAUCCGGGCUGUAACCAUCUUAUUCGCGAGCAUUUGACAACAUUGGCGCACAAGGCCGUAUCUUUGUGCGCCACAUUGGGAGAAUAUCCUGUGGUCAGAUACUAUCGGCCGAGGACACCUACUCACGAGGCCAGUGUCCUGUGUUCGCACUUGGCACGAUUUAUUCAAGAGGAACUAGACCAAUUCGCGCAGUUCAACCGAGAUUUCCCGCCUCCUUCUCCAAGACCCCGGGGUGUGCUCUUGGUCGUAGAUCGAUCGAUGGAUCUGUUCGCGCCUUUGAUCCAUGAGUUCACGUAUCAGUCCAUGGUUCACGACUUGCUGCCCAUAAAGGAAGGGGACAAAAUUACGUAUAAGAUGGUUGUCAACAAAGGCACCACGAAUGAAGAGGUGAAGGAGAUGGAGCUCAACGAUCACGAUAGAAUCUGGGUAGAAUACAGGCAUAUGCAUAUGAAGGACGUGCUAGGUAAAUUGGGUGAAGACUUCGCCAGGUUCCGAGCCGCUAACCCACAGUUUGCGGAAGAUAACCAAAAGGCUGACGUGGGCAUUAUUAAAGACAUGCUGGCUGGCCUUCGAGAAUUCCAAGAAGGCAGAGACGCGUAUACCCUUCAUCUAAACAUGGCGGAAGAAUGCAUGAAGUUCUUCCAAGAUCAUAAACUUAUUGAGGUUAGCUCUGUAGAGCAGUGCCUCGCAACCGGCCUUGACGAGAAUUAUAAAAAGGCCAAGGGGCUGGCAUCACAGCUCGUACAGUUACUUGAUGAUGACACUAUCAUCCAUACUGACAGGCUCAGACUCUUACUGUUCUAUAUCAUAUACCGCAACGGACUUCUCCCUGGCGACAUCAGGAAACUCAUGGCACAUGCCCAACUUCCACCUCAGGACGGAAAUGUCAUUUCUAAUCUCGGAUUGCUCGGGGCCAGAGUUGACAAACCAUUGAAGGAUGACAAACCGCCCGAACAGCCACUUUUCAAUAGGAAACCGCCUGUGGUAGCCGAUUCGGACGAAGGAAUCCUCUCCCGUUACGAACUCAACGUCAAAAUGAUGCUAGAAGACGUUAUUCGAGGAACGUUGGAUCCGUCUAUAUUCCCUCACACACGUCCUCAGACUGAUGCAGACGCUAUGGCAACUCAGCAAGACACUCUUUCGCAAGCAUCUCUCCGGAGUGCGAAACCGACCUGGGCACGGACACGCACGACCGGGGAGCAGCCACGGCAACGCAUCAUCGUUUUCAUGGCAGGUGGUGCCACAUACGGCGAAUCCCGAGCAUGCUAUGAGAUCUCUGAAACUUUCAAGAAGGACGUCUUUCUUGCUACAUCCCAUAUGCUCACUCCGGGGCUGUUUCUCCGUCAAGUCAGCGACUUGAGCGCAGAUAAGCGCCGUCUCGAUAUUCCCGCAGAGCGGCCAAAACCAACUGCGCCGGCCCAUCUAUUUGAGCGAGAUCCCCCUCCUCCCCAGCCCGCGCCACAAAAGAAGCCAGCUCCUGCACCGGCGCCGGCACCUCCUACUGCGGCAAUGGGAGCUAUGUCUCUGGGGCCGAAUCCUGCCAAACAAUCUAGUAUGGGGAAGCCAGUAAAGGAACAGAAAGAGAAGAAGAAGCACCGUUUCUUCAGAUGA